AUGUCCAUCGAAGCCGCCGCAAAGGAUGGAGCCCUCUUUCCUGAGUUCGUCGAAGGCAAGGAGCUGCGUCUCUCCCUACCGAACGCCGGCUCGUCCUCUUCUACGGCUUGCACGAUAGUGAAAGCAUUCCGCCCGUUCACCAUGUCUCCCGUCCUUCUUGUGUCGCUGAUCCAACCCUCUACACCAACCCACGGUGACGAUGUAUUGCCAACCACCGCGAUCAUCAAACUAUACGACCGACGCUGUCUUUCUAAUGCACGCGACGAAUUCGACGAGGGCAAGCCAUGGUCCCUCGACAAGGAACAGGAGUACAGGCAGUACCUCGACGACGUCGCCACAGGCUCUGUCGCACGGGGCGACUUCGACAGCCCGACCUUCAUGUGGGACAACGACGUCUCGGAUGGCGAAUUCGAAGCCUACCUCCAGCGCGUGGCGCAGCGGAUGUUCGACGCGGAGCGCACGGCGUACGAACGGUUGCGCGACCUCCAAGGGAAGAAGAUCCCGAGGCUGUACAGCGUCGUCGAAUACGAGAUCGCCAUCCCCAACGCCCGCGGCGAUGGAGCUGCCGUCACAGACACGAUCCCGGGCCUCUUGCUCGAAUACGUCUCAUCGCUCUCACUUAGGCAGCUCGUCGCGACGUGGACGGCGCGCAACCCCCCCUUGGCCAACGAGGUCCUGGCGGUGUUGUGCGAGGAGGCGGUCAAGGUCGUCGAUCGGAUAUCCGACUUCGACGUCCUGAACGAAGACGUGCGCGUGGACAACUUCCUGAUCCGCGAGCCCUUCAUCGAUGCCACCUCGUCUACGCAAGGGGGAAACGCGGCUGUUGUGGAGAACGCGGUGGUGCUCAUCGACCUCGGCCUCUGUCGCCUGCGCAGGGAGGACGAGAGCGAGGAUGAGUGGAUCAAAGCCAAAUGGUCCCAGGACGAGGCGGGUGCGGUUGGCUUCGUGCUUCUCGGUCUCGUCCGGGAGUUCAUUGGAGAGAACGUCUGGAAGUACGAGAGAAGCCUGCGAUACUAUCGCCCCCUAGAGGAGUAA
This is a messenger RNA of Dichomitus squalens LYAD-421 SS1, 1035 nucleotides long. RefSeq lists its product as uncharacterized. NCBI's taxonomy places the organism in Eukaryota, Fungi, Basidiomycota, Agaricomycetes, Polyporales, Polyporaceae. The transcript has 2 exons. The coding region runs from base 1 to 1035 and encodes 344 amino acids. Gene Ontology annotation, molecular function: ATP binding; protein kinase activity. Gene Ontology annotation, biological process: protein phosphorylation. The record is from RefSeq and is a predicted model, not a curated record.